AUUCAUAAGAUAAUUAACAAAAAGGAUUUGAAGAAUACCUGGACACAAUACUCCCAUUCAAAACCCUGAACCGAAGCAAGCCAACACCACCACCCUACAAAAGUGAACAGCCAUCAUCGCCCGACAUGCACUCAGAAAACGACGCAGGGUUCACGGUCCACUGCGACAGCCUGGAAUGGCUUCCCCUUGCCCCGAGUGUAUUCAUCAAAAUCGUCAAGCUAGUUCCCGAGACCGGAGAAUACACAAUCAUGGUCCGCGCCGAACCCGGUGGACUCCUUCCUCGCCAUCGGCAUGUUGAGAGUGCGGAAAUUUACGUUCUCAAAGGAAGCGGCGCACACCCUCAAACUGGCGCAUUUGUCCAGGGGGAUUAUGUUUCGGAAAGCAAGGGAGCCGUGCAUGAUCCUCUCCCGUUUGAGCACGAAACGGAGCUUUUGAUGGUGAGCAGAGGACCUUCGGUGUUUUUGGCUGAUGAUGGGUCGGAUUUGUAUACGAUGGAUGUGGCGAUGUUGCAGGGUAUGGUAGAGAGAGCGAAAUAAGUUGAGGCAUUGGGGUUAAAAUUUGAUACUCGGUUUUUAAACUGUCUGAGAUAAACUGCAUUGGUUUUGGUUGGAAUGAUGUGGGAAAGUUGAUCCCGAUCAGGCAGUUCCAUUGCGGUCCAAUGCAGUAAGAAAAAGCUCAAUGAGCUGUGUGCAAUCAGUGUCCG
Molecule: messenger RNA, 703 nt
Organism: Aspergillus piperis CBS 112811
Lineage: Eukaryota; Fungi; Ascomycota; Eurotiomycetes; Eurotiales; Aspergillaceae
Exons: 2
Coding region: 126-536 (136 amino acids)
Source: RefSeq, a predicted model, not a curated record